Messenger RNA from Williopsis jadinii, 1656 nucleotides. It is a transcript of the gene ATG32, whose product is annotated as mitophagy protein ATG32. The transcript has a single exon. NCBI's taxonomy places the organism in Eukaryota, Fungi, Ascomycota, Saccharomycetes, Phaffomycetales, Wickerhamomycetaceae. Bases 90 to 1520 code for a protein of 476 amino acids. The record is from RefSeq and is a predicted model, not a curated record.
AGGCGAACAAACAGAGCAAUUCAAGGCAUUAAGAGACACAGAAGAUAUUAUCACACAACAGCAGAGAAGAUCAAAGACAGUCACAGAGUAUGAGCGCGAUUCAGCAGCCGGUGCCUCAGGAACAGACCAGAUCUUCAACCAGGCUCUUGUCGUCACACCACAGCGUGUUGGAGAUGCUACAGCGCGAAGAUUCAAGCGACGGGAACAUCACAAGUGAAGAGGCGACACAGUCCAGCAUAGAGAACGAUAGGGCCUUAGAUCUGGCACCAUGGCAGUUCAUAGAUAGCAUGGAGCUGCCAAGACCAACGAGCUCGGUGCUCUCAAGUAGCGACACAGAGGAGGAAUACGACCCAAUACCCCCGGCCCGCGGGAUGCCCUUACCGCCUUCACCUUCAUCAACAACAUCAACAACAGCGGCAACAGCAACCGCCACUGGGAUGGCCGGUUCCGCUGUGUCAAGAAACCCCAUGGGCAACAGCCGUGUAGAUGAUGAAACAACAAUAGUGGUGAACUUGAACGAGUUGGCGCUUCACCAACGCACCGCGUUCGAACAGACACCUGUUGAUGUUAGCCUUGUGCUCCCUGACUUUUCCAUGGCCGCAGAAGAUACGCCACAUCAACAAUACCAAGGUGUUGUUGAUGUACAGCGUCGUUUACAAGACCGCGUGUUGAUCAUUGGUCAUCGUAAAGUGAACCUUUAUAAAUCGUUGAGUCCAAUACUCCGCGAUCGGUUCACGUUGGACUCCACUGGUUCGAAUUACAGGAUUGUGGUUGUGAUAUUUGAUGGGUUGACCAAGAUUGGGAACAUUUUGAACUUCAUAAAGGCAAAUGACGUGGAGAACAAGCUGUUUGUUCCAGUGGUUAGAAACAUCAGCUAUAAGAUCAUUGAAAGAUUGUUAACACUAUACAAAAUCCAGCUUUUAUGCAUGCCAAUCCAGUUGGAUGAUGAAGAGUCACUAAAAAAUCUGUUAGAUUUGAUUAGUGAUGAUGUAAUUCUUGAGGAUUCGUUCAAAACCGUGGCACACAGUAUGGUGGAUGAUAAAAGGGCACCUCGUUUGUUGACUGAUGACUCUUCAAACCAGAGCAUCUCAAUGACCCAUGAUUUCGAAUCGUACAUGCAAAGAUCCAAGAAAUUACAAAGAAGGAAGAAGAAGAGGUUUACGUAUUCUCUAGUUGGUAUUGGUAUCAGUGUUGGAAUAGGUAUAGGCGUCACUAUUGCAAUUGCAAUGUCCUACUUCAGAUCCUUUGAUUCUACGAAGUCUGCAGUUUCAACAGUGGAUACAAGCCCAACACCAAAGAGCCUUAGACAAACAUGGAAAUUGUUCUUCAGAUCAGGAGAAGUUUUUACAAAUGAUGCCUUGAAAGGACACAUCUUUCGUUUCAAGCAGCUGUUGAUGAAGCUCUCCCAAACCUUGACACAGCAAUCCUCACAUUGUUCUAAUGAGUUGAAAUCCACUAUAGGUGCCUUUUGGAACGAUUCUCGUGACUCUGUGGAUUAUCUACAGCUUCUUGAUAUUUGAACAAUUGCAGUCGGUAGUACAGCAAAGGUCAUAGAGGGACAUGAAGUGGGAAUGGGAACAAGGUAAUAGUGUGUUGGAGCAAUCCAAAUUAAACUAAUUUUAACGGAAAUAUCUAUAAAUUUACUGGGAAACAUAC